AUGUCGUCGGAGCCGAAGUUUUAUCGUCUGGAUCUUGUGAACCUGGGAGAACUCUUUGAUCCAGAUGUGCCCUUCUCUGAGUGGUGCAAGAAAUGUCAGUCGGCCGGUGACGAUGGCUUUGGCACUAAUCGACUGCAAGACCUUGCACCAGAUUUGACGCCAUUGGAGCACACAGAGAGGAUUUGCGGAACGCUACUGUACAUUAACCUUAGUGGUGCUGGAAUUGUGUGGCUCAGUCUUGCCUUGAUUUGUUACUGUUGCGGGUGGUACCACCCAGCACGGUCCUUUGCGAUGUACACUCUGAUGCCCAUCGGCAUUUGGCUGGUGAUCUACAUCCUAUAUGACCGCUCGAAGGAUUCUCGUUACGGCAUCCAUCACAAGAAUCAGCACAAAUAUUUGCAUCUGAAAUAUGUCUGGCCUGUUGAGCUGCAUCCGUCGGCCAAAAGAGAAGGCCCUUUGAUUUUCUGCAUUGUUCCCCACGGGGUGAUACCAUUGGGCAUCGACUAUGCGAUGUUUGACAAGUUGGGAGCUGGUCGGUGCAACUGGGUAGCGGCGCCCGUCUUGUUCAAAUUACCAUUCUUCCGAAGCUAUUUGGAGCGAGUGGGUGCCAUGCCAGCCAAUGCGGCCAACAUCAGGGCUGCCUUGGCAAGGAACGAAAACGUGGCCAUUGUUUUAGACGGGGUCGCCGGCAUGUUCCAAGCAACUACAGAGCGUCAAGAAGUGGCCUAUCUUCUGAAGAGAAAAGGCAUUGUGAAGUUUGCUUUGGAGAGUGGGGCAUCGCUGGUGCCUGUUUACGGCUUCGGACAUUCUGAACUGUGGACCAAGCUCUUGGAUCCAUUUCGACUAUUUGAACGGAUAUCGACUUCUUUGGACAUUUCCCUCGUGCCUUUCUUUGGGCUUGGUGGUUGGCCUUUGGGCCCGACAAACCGGGUUCCACUGGCGAUGGUUUUCGGGCAGCCGCUAGAGUGCCCCCAAAAGCCGGUUCCAUCGCAGGGUGAGAUCGACUGCUACCACACCCACUUGUUGGAUAGUUUCAAGGAGACCUUUGACAAGCACAAAGCGGCGUAUGGCUGGUCACAGAAAACUCUGAUGAUCGUCUAG
Cladocopium goreaui is the source of this 1101-nucleotide messenger RNA. NCBI's taxonomy places the organism in Eukaryota, Dinophyceae, Suessiales, Symbiodiniaceae. The record is from the annotation of a GenBank genome assembly.